AUGUUGAUAAAUUCCGCCUUUGGUCGCACGUUCCUCUUUCUCACUAAUCUCGCGUGGAAGAAUCGUGUCGCACUGCCAGCCCUCAUCAUGGUGGGGUGUAUGGUGUUGAACUACCGGGGCGAGAUCGAGAUUAACAUCCACACGGAGCGGAUCGCGCUACACGAUCUGCCCAACCUUCAGCAGCAACAACAGCAUCAGGCCGGUGCGUUCGGUGGCAUUGCGAUCGACCAUCUGGAGGACUUCAACGACGAUGACGAGCAGGAUGAUCACUUCGAGAGUGAUGAGGAAGAUGAUGAGGAAGAAGAUGAAGACGAGGACGACGACACGUACGACGAGGAAGAUGAUGAUGAGGACGAGCAUGGGGAACGGAUGCUGAACGGGACGAUUCGAUUAAAUUGGUACACGACACUUAAUAUUCACAAUGCCCGUUGA
Messenger RNA from Anopheles marshallii, 432 nucleotides. RefSeq lists its product as uncharacterized. The transcript has a single exon. Bases 1 to 432 code for a protein of 143 amino acids. The record is from RefSeq and is a predicted model, not a curated record. NCBI's taxonomy places the organism in Eukaryota, Metazoa, Arthropoda, Insecta, Diptera, Culicidae.